AUGAUUGAAGUAACGGUAAAUGACCGUGUUGGAAAGAAGGUUCGUGUAAAAUGUAAUGAAACUGAUACUAUAGGAGAUUUAAAAAAACUUAUAGCUGCACAAAUUGGAACUAGAAGUGACAAAUUGGUUCUAAAAAAAUGGUAUACAGUUUAUAAGGAUCAUAUCACACUCCAGGAUUAUGAAAUACAUGAUGGAUUUAAUUUUGAAUUAUAUUAUUGUUAA
Strongyloides ratti is the source of this 222-nucleotide messenger RNA. Its product is annotated as Ubiquitin-like protein 5. NCBI's taxonomy places the organism in Eukaryota, Metazoa, Nematoda, Chromadorea, Rhabditida, Strongyloididae. Gene Ontology annotation, cellular component: nucleus; cytoplasm. Gene Ontology annotation, molecular function: protein tag activity; protein binding. Gene Ontology annotation, biological process: mRNA splicing, via spliceosome; protein modification process. The transcript is spliced from 2 exons. Bases 1 to 222 code for a protein of 73 amino acids. The record is from RefSeq and is a predicted model, not a curated record.